Molecule: messenger RNA, 4687 nt
Organism: Melanotaenia boesemani (Boeseman's rainbowfish)
Lineage: Eukaryota; Metazoa; Chordata; Actinopteri; Atheriniformes; Melanotaeniidae
Gene: syt1a
Product: synaptotagmin Ia
Exons: 15
Coding region: 1107-2375 (422 amino acids)
Biological process (GO): cellular response to calcium ion; regulation of calcium ion-dependent exocytosis; regulation of dopamine secretion
Cellular component (GO): synaptic vesicle membrane; dense core granule; axon
Molecular function (GO): calcium ion binding; clathrin binding; syntaxin binding
Source: RefSeq, a predicted model, not a curated record
GGACCUCAGCUUCCCAACCAGGUGCUGGUUACGUUCUCUCAGGCUCCCCAUCAUAAAUCUUAUAUCAUCCAGGCUUAUACUUUUUUCAUUAUAUACAAAUCUAUAAUUAUUCCUUAAUGGGGCGCUGGAGGAGUUUAAAACAUGCAAAGUGAUUGGUUCUAACUUUUUAAACACCUUACUUUCUGACAAUUGUUCAUAAUUUAAGCUUUAUGAUUGUUUAGCUAAGCAAGCAGUAAGACGGUGAACCAUCAGACUUUUUCAGUACAUCUACAAAUAGAAUUUUCUUGUACAUUGCUUUAAAAAAAACGUGUUGAAGAUCAUUUAAUAUAUUUUUUUUUUGCUGUGGAGACCGUUUUUGUUGUAGCAGCUGCUUCCAGCUAGCUUAACGGCUACGCUCGUUAGCCACAGCUGUAGCUAAUGAGUGCCGCCGUUUGUAACACCAUUCAUCCUAAUUACACUUCGCAGCAGUUUUUAUCAUCUCAAAAAGAUGAUCCAAGAAGACUCCCACCAGAACUAAAGGCUUCUGCGUCCUCUGUUACAGGAACUCCUCGCUGCAGUAAGCCUGGACGAUGUCCCCAUGCUAGUACCAAGACCAGGUAAAGCUUGAACUUCAGCAGGUCGUCCUUACCACAUGUACAUGACUACAUGCUGCCGUGUGAUUGGCUGGGUGGAUGUUUGUGUUGACGAGCAGGUGAACAGGUGGAGCUGGUAACGUGGAAGGCAGUGAGUGGAAGUGGGUGAAAGGAGUAUGUGGGAGGUGGUUGGAGGGUUGACACAGCAGCACGAGUGUCACAUCAUCCAUCAGUCUGCCACAGGCUGUCGCCCAGCUCCUAGAGAUGCUGUCGACCUGUAAACAAGAGCAGCGCCGGCUUGUUGGGGCAGCAUGAGCACAGACGUGAACAGCCAUCUGGAAAAGAAAGUCUGGGAAAAACCUUCAACCUGAAGAUAUUGUCUGAGUGAGCACGGGGACAUUUGAGAAGACAUUGAGGGCAAAGAGCCUCCUCAGCAAAAGCAGAAGUUGCCUGAAGCCCUUCCUGAGAUUGUGAAGAGGACCCAGGAAAGACAGCGUGCUGCCAGCAUCUGCCUGGCUGCCCAGCAUCGCCCCGAUGAGCGAGAGUCGCAGGGAAGCGCUGGCGGCGGCGGCCCCCGAGCCCACCACCGCCUCCUCCUCCAUGGCUGGAUCCAACACCACCAACAUGGCCGGCCCAGGCGCAAAAGAGACGGAUGAGGCUUUUUCCAAGCUGAAGAACAGGUUCAUGAACGAGCUGAACAAAAUUCCACUGCCAUCAUGGGCCAUUGUUUCCAUCGCCUUUGUGGCCAUCAUCCUGGUGUUAGCCUGCUGCUUCUGCAUCUGCAAGAAGUGGAUUUUCAAAAAGAAAAACAAAAAGAAGGGAAAGGACAAGGGCAAAAAUGCCAUCAACAUGAAGGACGUGAAAGAUGGAGCUAAAACCGAGGCCUUGAAGGAUGAGGAGGAUGCGGAGACAGGGCUGACUGAAAUCGAGAAAGAGGCCGAGCCCAAGGAGGACCAGAAACUUGGCAAAUUACAAUACUCCCUGGAUUACAAUUUCACCGAAAAUACGCUUAUUGUUGGGAUCAUUCAGGCAGCAGAGCUGCCUGCUAUGGACAUGGGUGGCACAUCUGACCCUUACGUAAAGGUCUACCUGCUCCCGGACAAGAAGAAGAAGUUUGAGACCAAGGUUCAUAGGAAAACCCUUAACCCCGUCUUCAAUGAGCAGUUCACCUUCAAGGUUCCCUAUGUGGAGCUCGGUGGGAAGACGCUGGUGAUGACGGUGUACGAUUUCGACCGCUUCUCCAAGCACGACGCCAUUGGCGACAUCAAGGUGCCAAUGAACAAGGUGGACUUCAGCCACAUAACAGAGGAGUGGCGGGAUCUGCAGAGCGCUGAGAAGGAGGAGCAAGAGAAGCUGGGUGAUAUCUGCUUCUCCCUGCGAUACGUCCCCACUGCCGGCAAGCUGACUGUGGUCGUCCUUGAGGCCAAAAACCUGAAGAAAAUGGAUGUGGGUGGCUUGUCAGAUCCAUACGUGAAGAUCCACCUGAUGCAGAACGGCAAGAGGCUGAAAAAGAAGAAGACGACAAUCAAGAAGAACACCCUCAACCCUUACUACAACGAGUCCUUUAGCUUUGAAGUCCCAUUUGAACAAAUCCAGAAAGUGCAAAUUGUUAUAACUGUUCUGGACUAUGACAAGAUCGGCAAGAACGAUGCCAUCGGCAAGGUCUUUGUGGGGCUCAACAGCUCUGGGACGGAGCUGCGCCACUGGUCUGACAUGCUGGCCAACCCCAGGAGACCCAUCGCUCAGUGGCACGUGCUGAAGCCCGAGGAGGAAGUGGACGCUCAGCUCUCCACCAAGAAAUAGACAGGGCCCUUUUAGCACCUGCCUUGUAGUACUCUUUAGCCAGUAUGUGUAAAUACCUCGGUGAUAUAUGGGUCCAACCAUUUAAGCUCAGCCUCUAUUCCUGAUAUCAACCUCCUGAUUUUCCACGUCGAUUGUUCCGAGCCUCACGACAUUCCGCUUUUUAUCUGUCAGGUUUUUCUUUCUCUUCCUCUCUGAUUUAGCAACUGCUGAUUUUCCAUCUCUGAGCCCUUAACUGCCACGACCAAAUGCCCCCUUCUUUUAAGCAAUAUGAUCUGUAUAGAUAGCGCAUGACUGAAAGAAUUUAUUGUACCACAGUUGUAUAUAUAAGUAUGCAGACAAAAAUUAUUUCUAGUUUGUGUGUUUGUAUGUUGUUACCCGUUUCCUAAUCUGUGUAUAUCUUGAUGUUUUUAAUAAGAUGUUCUAUUUUAAAUUAUGUAAAUGCAGAUAUAGAGGAAAGCCAAUAUUAUAUAUAUCCCAGGAUUUAAAAAUUCUACCUUAUUACCUUAUUGCAUUCCAGAAAAAAAAAGAAAAAAAGAGGAAUUCCAACCUGCAAGAUGCUAGUAAGACUAUCACAUCGUAAAGGACGACAUCUGGCUUUAAGUUUAGCAAAAACAUCAUCGCAGGAAAGACAAACAGAUUAUUAUAUUCACACAAAACUCCAGAAAUACAAGGCCAUUAACUACUAUGGUUCUGUGGAAAAAUUAUGCUGCUGAAUAUUCUACAAGCACAUGAUUUCUUACAAUGUUUUCUACUUAAUGUUGAGGAUGUGCAGUGUGUGUUUAGCUGGGAAAAAAAUUAAUGUUCAGCUUCUGCUGGCUCAUUUCCUAAAAUGAACACAAAAUUGAGUCCUAACUCUGAAGAAAUCAACCCUACGUGGUAAAAAAAAGAAGCACUUAGCUGUAGCCGUUGUGUCCUUAAACUCGUCUGAAGAUAUUUAGUUUAAACGGCCUCGUCGUCACAUUCAGGCCAGAGUUUGAGAGGAAAUUGCAACUUUAAAACAAAGAGGGAGCACUAAUUUUAAGACUUUUUUUUAGAGCAAAUUAGCAUUUUGAGUAUUUUUAGUGAACUGCAUGAUUUUUUUUUUUACAAUCUUUUCUGAAAGGCUGGGACAGGGCUGCUCUGUGACACCAGGGGAAGGAAGCGCUGCUGACACAAUCCCCUUGCCUUCAUUCAGAGAAGACAAAAACCAAGUUAAACUUUAGGUCAGCGUAACGUUGACGGAGGUGAGUCGAGUUUUAAACACUGCCAUUUAUCAGGGAGGUGACGUGUGUGGAGAGCCUCUCUUCAUGCAUACUCCCGCGUACCGGUGGUUGUAGCUUUCGUGUAUUGGGAACAAUGUCUUUGGCUGCAGUGGUGCCCUGAAUCGCAGUCUUUGCUUUGCGUUGCCUUCUCACAGUGACAAUAGAGCUAGCCAUGUUUUACUGCCAGUUUAAACUCUUAUGUGGCUGCUGUUUUGCACUGGAUGUCGUUGAACUUGCUCAUUGACUUCUUUAGGAAACAUUUUGUGGAUGUUUGUUUCAGGACACCUGCAGGGGGAGCCAGAGAUGAACACCUGUCCUUCCGCUUUGUUUUCUUGUUGGCAUUGACAACUGGGGGUGUAAAUCAUGAGUAAGAUCAUGUUAUGAUAUAUUGAUUCAAUGGAUAACGAUUCAAUGUUUGCUAAUAUCACAUGUUCUGAUUUUCUGAUUCUGAUUACACAUCUCACCACAAACUGUAUCAGUCUUGAAGUCCACAAGGUCCAAGAAGCGUAAACCAGUUUUUAUCUCUGAUCUGGGAUGCAAAAAACAGGUCAAAGAACUUUAGUUCUCCUUAUCUUGGAUAUUUAUGUGCUACCUUUUUAUUUAGAGGAAUUUUGGGUUUAGCUGCUCAGUUCUAACAAUCAGCCCCUUCUGGAGUUUGCAGUGUUGCAAUCGUAACUAUGAAUGCAAAUUCAGCCAGUCCUUCUAAAACAUGCAUAUCCUUACAAUUUAGUCCAGUCGCUGCAAUAUUAAUGCAACUUUUACAAACCGCAGCGCUGCUCCGUGCUACCUGAUAUACAGUGGAUAUAACAAGUCUACACACCCCUGUCCAAAUGCCAGGUUUUCGUGAUGUAAAAAAUGACAGCAAGACAAAUAAUUUCACAACUAUUUCCACCUUUCAUGUGACCUAUAACCUGUACAUUGCAAUUGAAAAACAAACUGAAAACUUUAAAGAGGAGAAUAUCAAAUAAACUUAAAAUAACCUGCUUGCAUAAAUAUGCACACUCUUAAACUAAUAUUGUUGCAGCACCUUUGGCUUUUAUUACAGCACAGUCUUGAUGUGGGAAUAUUUGC